This is a messenger RNA of Coccomyxa subellipsoidea C-169, 507 nucleotides long. RefSeq lists its product as hypothetical. Gene Ontology annotation, biological process: double-strand break repair via nonhomologous end joining; interstrand cross-link repair; protection from non-homologous end joining at telomere. NCBI's taxonomy places the organism in Eukaryota, Viridiplantae, Chlorophyta, Trebouxiophyceae, Coccomyxaceae. Gene Ontology annotation, molecular function: 5'-3' DNA exonuclease activity; damaged DNA binding. The transcript has 3 exons. Bases 1 to 507 code for a protein of 168 amino acids. The record is from RefSeq and is a predicted model, not a curated record.
AUGGUGAAUGGUACAGUGAUUCCGGUUGGAAGCUUCGGGUGCUUGACAGUGGAUUAUUGGAAACGGAGUGCCACGAACGUGCUGUGGGCAUUCUUGACACAUGCUCAUGCUGACCACCUGCAAGGUCUUAGUGAUACUUGGACAGGGGCCCCGCUCUAUUGUUCAUCAGCCACAAGGGAACUUCUUCUAGUGCGGUGGCCUGACUUCAGAGCUCCUCUCAUAUCCCUGGAACUGGACGAGACAGUCAUUCUGCGUGCUGCCACACCAUAUGGCCAUGCCACUGUCCAAGUCACCCCUCUUAAUGCGAACCACUGCCUGGGCGCUGUCAUGUUCCUUUUUGAAGGGCCAUUCGGGCGUGUCCUGCAUUGUGGGGACUUCCGAUGGGAGCAGGAGUACCAGAAGGAGAACUUGCACCCCAUUCUGACGAGUGCCCCUUUAGAUGUCCUUUACCUGGACAACACCUAUGCACAUCCAAGGUGCGCACUGCUCGAUGAUGCCUUUCGUUAG